CGACCCUUAAAUUCUCUCUUCUCUCCUCUAAUCUAAUUUUCCCCCACUCAACUCACUCUCCUUUUUCUCGUGAAUGAAUAUUUCUUUUGUCUUUUCCUUUUUCACUUUUUUCCAAAAUUAUUACAAUAUAUUUAUUUGUUGUAUCCUAAAUAUCUAUCUCUAUAAAUAUUUCAAAAUAUCAAUCACAGAUUAAUCCAACGACGACCAUCAAAUCUCACCAACCUAACAGAAAAACGGAACCAAACCCUAAUCCAAACGAACAUUCCUUCCUUCCUUUAUCUCUUCUUUGUCGUUGCCUUUCCUCCGUUGAUCACCGCAGCUUGAUUUCUCACAUCCGUCAUCAGAUCCAUCGAGAUCUCAGCUCACGCGCUCAGAACACUGGACCACGCGCCUGUUACCGCAUCUAUCAUGGUCGUGAACGGAGGAAAGCCCCUGAAACGCAUGAAAAGGAGAGUCACCGCCGAUUUUCACGAUUUCUUUUCAUUUCCCUCGCCAUCCAUUGCCGUCUCAGAAAAUUUCUCCAGCGGACCGUUCCGAUCUAACGUCCGCUCUUUCCUCAACAAGUACGCGCUUCUCCCGCCGCCGUUGGCGCUUUUCCCCCACCUUAUGACAUGGCAGAUCCUCUUCCGUAUCGGUGAAGUUACCGAUGGCCUUGAAUCAGGCCCUGCGGUGGUGUGCGUCGACGUCGUGGAGGAGGACGUGGCUAGAUCCAGAUCCGUUUACUGCGAUCAGUGCCGAGUUUUCGGUUGGAGCGGCCACCCGGUGUGCGGGAAACGUUACCAUUUUAUAAUCAAAGCUGAUGGGAGAUCCAUUGGUGGAUACCAAAAACCCUGUAUGUGUUGUGGAGAUAUUCUGUAUUUGUCAGAAUCCAAGUGUAAGUCAUGCAACCAUGUGACAACUAGUGAUGAUGUUGAAGACUGGGUGUACAACCAACUAGAGAACACAAGUCAUCUUUUACAUGGUGUAGUCCAUGCCAAUGGUUAUGGGCACCUUCUUAGGGUCAACGGCAGAGAGGGGGGAUCUAGAUUUCUUUCUGGUUGCCAUAUUUUGGAUUUCUGGGAUCGCCUUUGCAAGACACUUGGAGUUAGAAAAGUUAGUGUGAUGGAUGUUUCGAAGAAAUAUGGGCUAGAGUAUCGCUUGCUCCAUGCCAUUAUGAAGGGACAUCCAUGGUAUGGUGAGUGGGGAUAUAAUUUUGGCUCUGGUAGCUAUUGUAUCACACAGGAAGCAUAUAAGUCUUCUGUUGAAAGCCUAUCCAAUCUACCCCUGUCCAUCUUUGUCUCCCAGGAACAAAAGCCCCAUUCACGUGUGCACGAUAUCAUCUUGUAUUACCAGUCUUUGUCAGAGCAUAAGCUUGUAAAUAUGAGGAACCUAUUUAGUUUUUUGAUGGGUUUGAUGCACGAUGCUCGCAAGACUUCCUCUAAGUCUGAUGAUGACACAACCUGCAAGAAGCGUCGUUUGAAUGCUUCUGGAUUAUCAAGUUCUUGGGAGAAGAGUGACGUUCAACGUGUGGAGGAAGCCAUGCUCAGAGUGCUGCGUGCAGUGUCUGGGUCUAAUUGGGUGAGCGGUCGUGCUCUUAGGGGUGCUGUUUGCAAGUUGGCCUCUCCAGAGCUUCUUGAUUAUUGCCUUUCUGAACUGGGAGGAAAAAUAGUCUAUGGUGGGGUUGUUAAUAGCAGAUGCAAUCCUCAGACUGGAGUUUAUGAAUUCAGAAUUGAUGCUACAAAUGCUUCUUGCUAUGGAUUUAUAGCCAACAGUAAUUCUUCAGGCUCAAAGUGUCCGUCUAAAGAGAAUAUCCUGCAAUGCUUGAGAUAUUUAUACGAGUCUUUGCUACAUCCUCGGAUGAUGCUAAACUAUGUUGAUGAAGAGACAAGAACCCUUGCAAUGAGCUCGGCUCAAAAGCUUCUUGACUGCAAGCAAUUAGUAAAAGAUUAUUCUCUUGAGAUGUUGCCAGUAUCAGAUUUGUAUAAAAUACGCAUCUCAUGUCAAGUUGAACUAGUUGACCAACCUGAAGAUUCUGCUGCUAGAACUCCACCAGAAAUAAUUGUGCUGCCCUCGAACGCCACACUGUCCGACCUUAAGAUAGAAGCAACAAAUGUGUUUCAAGAUGUAUAUUUAAUGUUUAGAAGAUUCCAAGUUGACGAGCUACUUGGCUAUAGCAGUGUAAACGAUAACACCCAGGUCAAGCUCUUGUUAGGAUCAAAUGAUGCGGUUUGUGUCCGAGGAAGAUGCAUUGGGAAGAAUGGGUUGAGCAAGUUUCGAAUGGAACGUGGACUUGAGAGGUGGACUGUCGAGUGCAGCUGUGGGACUAAGGAUGACGAUGGAGAGAGAAUGAUGGCUUGUGAUAUAUGUGGAGUGUGGCGGCACACGAGGUGUUCUGGAAUUCAUGAUACUGCUCCUGUUCCAGCACGUUUUGUUUGCUCGAGAUGCCAAAAUUGUGACUCAAGGCCUAAAUCUAGUGUGCAUUGUAAAGAUGAGACUGUGACUAGUGUUAGCACUACUAGUACUAGUAGUAGUUGCUUUGGGAAGGGGAAGGGGAAGGGAUUGGCAGUGCCUUCUGAUGUUAUUUAAGGCAUUGAUUAGAUGUGUGUAUAUAAUGCUUUGUUAUUGUUUUAUUUUGCUUUGGCCUGAAAGAAGUUUGUAGAUAACAGAUAGGUGUCGGCAAGACAGGGCAUGUCUUUGUUUAUUUGUAUAUACACAAACAGAUGGAGGAAAGAAAAAAAAAACAUCUAACUUAAAUGCAAUCGGAUACUGUAUUUGAAAUAAUUUUGUAUUAACCAAACCUCAAUAAUAUAUGUGAGAUGGUCAGAUAAAAUUUGUGUUUGGGAUGCU
Messenger RNA from Cicer arietinum (chickpea), 2826 nucleotides. RefSeq names its product PHD finger protein At1g33420-like. The record is from RefSeq and is a predicted model, not a curated record. NCBI's taxonomy places the organism in Eukaryota, Viridiplantae, Streptophyta, Magnoliopsida, Fabales, Fabaceae.